Messenger RNA from Fusarium coffeatum, 7203 nucleotides. RefSeq lists its product as uncharacterized. The transcript is spliced from 9 exons. Gene Ontology annotation, biological process: regulation of GTPase activity. Lineage: Eukaryota; Fungi; Ascomycota; Sordariomycetes; Hypocreales; Nectriaceae. Bases 1 to 7203 code for a protein of 2400 amino acids. The record is from RefSeq and is a predicted model, not a curated record.
AUGAAUGGAGACGCAAGCCUCGUCGGCUGUCUCGUCGACAGGCUCGCCACUAGACUUCCCCAUCGAGCUGGCACCAGCGGCCAGAGUUUGCAGCAAGAUGAUGUUCUCCAGGUCACUAGAGCUACUCUGGUUGAGCUUGGGAAUACUUCGAUUACGACAGUCAUUGCGUCGCUUCUAGUUCUACUUGAGGAUCUUGCGCGCCCCUACUCGACCGUCUCCGACCAUCCUAGCCACAUCCUGGCCUCCGAGCUCUACGUUGUCGCCGUUAUCGCCGACUGCUGUUCUUCGCAUUGGGCGUCCCUUUCGCAAGACGCAGAUAUAAGACCGAGUCCUUCACCCCCUCCACUGGAUGAGGUUCUUGUGAGCCGCCUCUUCGACGCGUUCAAGCAUCUCCUUGAACCGAUCCCCGAAAACUGUAUUCUUCCCGCCCAGACCCUUCUUGAUCAGGUAUCGACGCGCAAUGUCUCUGUCACCCGACCCGAGAGUUCGUCUGUGUCCUCAGACGCAGAUAGUUCUCCCCCGAGCGAUGAGAAGUUUGCAGAGACAUUGGUGGAAAUGGAUACUCACAUCAAGACAGUAACUGAAUAUGUCACAACAUCCAGCUGGAUUGCUGCUUUUGACUAUCUUAGAAAUGUCAUAUACUCCAUACGAACUAGUAUUGUCACUCAGCCUGGCGUAUCUGCUCCAGGAUCAUUCCAGGACGCUGAGAGAGCAGCUCUCGUGGUUUUACGCUUACUCUCUUUCUUCUGGGUUGACGGCCCAAAGCUUGGUCAGAUUAUACAAGAGAUCUGUUCAAGCUUCCUUCACUUCCGAAAGCCGUAUCAGAACACUAUUGCUGUAGUCUCUCCAUUAUUGAUCAUGAGGUGGCUGGACAGGUUUCCCCGGGAGUUCGUGCAACUUCACCAACUUCAUAAGCGACUCGACGGAGGGGCCGAUACAUUGUUCGACAUGGCGCAAGCUGCAACUGACAACGGGCGCCGAAGAGGCCUCUUCUAUCCCCUCCAAACGACGUUGCUGUUCCUCCUACCGGAUGUCUUCGAAGUGGCAAGUAACAUGCGUGAAGCAAAGAGCAGCAGUAUGGUGAAGAAAGUUUCUUUCCUGGAUGGAUUAAGAAAAGCCUCGCGAAAUCGCAAUGAGCAAGCAGCUUAUUGUCUUGUCUCUUUGCUACGUGCUGCCAGACAUUUUGAUGUCGAAAGUGACUCAGCACUGGUCAGUUACGCGCUGGAUGUGCAAGACGAAGUCCGUGAUGCUCUUUUCCGCCGUGUGACCUCUCCAGAAUAUGGAGUGUUCGAUCAAGACAUGAUGACUGCAGCCUUUGUGAGCUUAACCCAUCUCAAUCUAGACACAAGCGUUAGCGGCUUUGUCGAGAGCUGUAUUGCGUCGAAUGCGCCGACCUGUUUCAAACUGGCCGCUGUUCAGGGAUGUUCAUACUUUGCCCAACAACCUUAUGCCCUGAGAUAUCACGAACUUUUCGAUGCAGCAAUACCUUUCAUGCGAACUCAACUAGAGACCGAGAACGCCAAGACUAGUACGAUAAGCCGGCAGGGAAGCGAAAGAACAGAACUCGUUUGCAGCAUUCUUCAGUUCUUGGAUGCGUCUCCGGCACGUCUGCUGGAUGACCUAUCUGCAGAUAACUCAAACAGCAGCUUCUUUAAAUCUUUCCUGCUUUGCGUUCUGUCCGAGAACGCACACAUACGUAAACUGGCUACUGGUGUCGCAAGCCGCCUCUUUCAAGGACAUCUCGAAGCAUAUCGUCAAUUUGAUACUGGACAUCGUUUCGGCACAAAGGAGCUACGAGACGAUAUCUGGAAUAGAAGCUCAAAGGUUCUCCUCGCAUUAUGCGAACAUGUUACCUCUAGAAAAGACGAUCAGAGUCUACGUGAUCUCCAGGAUUAUUUAGAAGCACGCUUGCUUAUUCUCAAGAACAUUCCGGAACUGGCCAAGGUUCCAGAAGACGCAGGGGAUGUUAUCAAUGCCUCCUCAAAGCUCGAGACGACACUUCUGAUCUCUCUCUGUUCUGCCAGCAUCACCACCUGUCAGCUGGUGACCUCAUGUACAGGGUUGUUCCUUCAAGAGUGUUCGAUCGUCGACAAACAUGUAGACUCGGCGAAAACGUCGGCUUCUAUUCUGAGGAAUGCUGAAGUUUAUCGUGAGAUAUCAUCACCUGCGUUUCGAUUUACUGGGCUGGUUGCUUUCCAGAAACGCGUCAGGGGUCUUCUGCGCCGUAUGCAGUUCCCAACAAGUGGCAUUUUGAAUGCCUGGGAAACAGCGUUUGACCGCUGGCUCCAUCUCGCAAAAGACGUUUCUACAUCUACUGUUGAGAUCGUGGACAGUAGAGCGCUAGCUGAAUGGCGGAACUAUUCCGGAUUCUUGGCAUCCUUGGGUGGUAUCUGUACUGCCGAUCAAUCUAUCAUCCUAGAGGAACCAGCUCUUGGGGGCCUACGAUGGAUCGAUCGCGUUUCUUCUGAACAGUCUGAAGAGCCACUGUUGACGAGGUAUCUGAGGCUCAGUAUUCAACUCUUAGCUUGUGCUAAUGUGCGAGUACGUGAAGCAAUGCGAGAUGUGCUAGCAAGUGAGGUCUCACCAGCCCUUUACUACCCUUUAUUUCGAGCCUUAGAGUCGGAACUGGAAGUAUUGUUUACCGGUGCUCUAGCUCCCGUGGAGAAGGACCAGGACAGCGAGGUGGUGUUUGCUGAGCAAGCAGCAUCGCUACUCCGUGCCUUGGUGGAAAGACUUGAAAGCCCCUCUGAUCUGGGAGCUGCUUCUUCGGUCCACCUGGGGUCACUGACGCUGAAUUUCGCAAAGUUCCUGGAUGGCGUCAACGACACACCUAACACCUUGAGGGUCAAAAUCCGUGUUUGCCAUCUGUGUGAAGUCGUGACCAAGCGAAAGGAGCAUCUGAACUUGCGAGACGAUGUUCGCAUACGAAACCAGCUACUUGAAUACAUUUUUGGAUGGAUCGCUCGCCCUCGUUCGCCCCAGCAUGGGCCUGGCUCUAGGCAAGAUGAUACGGCUCGUGUCCAGAAAGAUUUGGACAAGGCUUGUUUGAAAUCAUUAGCCGACUUGACGUUUCGCUUACCAUUACAACCUUCAGAUAGCCACACGGAUGCUGGCAUGAGCGAGAUGAAGUCCCAGAUGUUUCACACCUAUUUCAAUCGCUUUCUGUCCCUGCUUAACCACGAGCCGUCGGAGCUGACUAGAUCCGAGACCACGUUGAGCGUUACGCUCCGUGAAGAGUCUGCAUCGAACUCGGAUCUGGCAAUCACUAUUUUAUCCAAUCUACUCAGCGCCAACAUUGAUGUUGGUCUCAAGCAUUCACUCAAUAUCGGGUAUCAUGAUAACGUUGAGAUUCGCACCGCAUUUGUCAAAGUUCUUUACAACAUUCUCAUCCAAGGCACUGAGUUUAGUAACCUAACUGACUCUGCUGUGAGUGAGAAAUACGAAGAACUGCUGGAGUUAUUGACCAGUGAUCUUUCGCUUGCCAUUUCCAUGGCAGUCGCCUGCCCGAGUACAGAGGUUGAUGAGCUCACCAUAUGUCUGCUGACUGUUUUCGAACAAAGGGGACUGACUUUCGAAUUGCUGGAGGCUCUCAUCAAACAGGAGAUCCAAGACACCGAGAACGAGGCUGAAAUCCUGCGUCGUGGCUGUGUAGCGACAAAGAUGCUGUCCGUCUAUGCCAAGUGGAAGGGUGCUACAUACAUUCGAAAUACACUUCAAAAGGUUUUGGAGCGGCUUAUGUUGACUUCAAAAGAUCUCGAUUUGGAAUUAGAUCCUGCAAGAGUCGGCACGACAGAAGAGCUGCAGAAGAAUGCCUUACAGCUUCGCAUAGUCGCUAAAGUUUUCAUCGAUGAUAUUUGCGCCUCUUCUUCCAACAUUCCUCCAGCCUUUCGCAAAAUCUGCCAUAUCAUAUCGAACGCAGUAAUGCCAAGAUUCCCUGAUGCAAAGUAUACAGCGGUAGGAGCGUUCAUCUUUCUCCGCUUCUUCUGCCCGGCUAUCGUUGCUCCUGAGGUCGAGGGACUCGUAUCAACGGCACCGUCCAAAGAGAUGCGACGCGGCUUGCUUCUUAUUGCAAAGGUUAUUCAAAACCUAGCGAACAAUGUGCUGUUCGGAGCUAAAGAACCUUACAUGUUCCCACUCAACGACUUUCUAACACAGAAUAUAUAUCAUGUUACCACAUUCCUUCGGGAGAUUUCUGUCCCGCCUCACGGGUUGGAGGCCCACGGUUCUGUUGAAUCUUUUGACUUCGGGUCGUGUGUCGCGCUUCAUCGCUUUCUCUACGACCAUUGGGAUCAUGUACGGCAGACGCUCAUAUCACGCGAAAGAAAGGACUAUGGCAAAGCAUCGGGUGAUGUUGUGCGAGGGCGAUCACCAGUUCUAGAACCAUUGAGAAACCUCAUAGCAAAUCUUGGUCCGCCACCGCUUGCUGUUUCUUGGAAUAGACCCCAGGUCUCUUCCAACAGCCCGCCACUGUAUUCUCGAUUCCAGAACUUCAUGCUCCGAAACGCUUUUCGAAGCACAGAAUCCUUCUUGACAGCACGAGCUGUCUAUGAUGGAGGCGAGAGCAAGGAUGGUCUGUCCAUUAUUUGUGUUAUACUUCGUCAUAUUGAGACAGAAAGCAUCGAUUACGACACCCUGCUAUACUGUUACCUCAAGAUCGCUAGCCGGCUAUGGCAUCGUCCAUUCGGGAUUUUAAUUGAUGCGACCUGCUACAAUGGGCGUAAUGAGCCUCAGGAUGAUCUGUUCAAGAAACUGGAGCUACUCACCCCAUCAGAAUUGUCACAGAAUCUUGCCCGCAUCUAUGUCUACAACAUGAACAGUGCAUUCAAGCGUUGCUUCCGGCGUCUGCUGAGGGUAUGCACCAAGAACGAGAAUGGUGUAUUCAACCCCAAGAACGUCGAGUAUCACUUGAUAGGGAGCCUACAGGAUUUGCAGGCACAUUUUCAUUUGAGCCAGCUACAUUUACCAAAAGAGACAAUCAGUGUAGUGACUGACACUCGCUAUGUCUUCCAGCCCAUUACGCGGCUAUCUAAAUCAAAGGGCAAGAUCGAAGUCAUCAUCAAAGUUGGCAGUCAGUUUGUCCAGGUCACGACCACCAAAAAGCAGGAGAUCUUUGCAGGGUUUCGUCUCGGCACUACCGUCAACGACAUCUUCCGUUUGGGUGAAGUUGAUGAAGCUCCAACGUCCAUUCAAACCGAGGACGACUCAGCUUUUGGCCUGAGAGCAGACAAUGGAAAAAUUGUCAUGUAUUUCACGAGUCCCAAGAAGACCGACGUCCUUCAGACGAUUAGGGGCGCAAAGGCCAAGCAUGGUAAAGAUGGCAGAGCUCACAAAGCUGUUGAGCGGCUAAUUCGACCGCAAGACGUUCCGGAUGUUUCUGUCCCUCUCGAUCCGACUCGCUUCGUCGUGGACAUCAGCAAUGAGUUGGCAAUGAGUGAGCCCCAGCUGACAUCGGACUUUUUGACCGAGUUUUUUGUUGGGUGGGAGAGUUUCCCAGAUGAACAGAAGCCCCUCAGCCUAGCCUAUAUGGCCCCUUGGCUUCCCGGCCUGCGAACAAACAUUUUAACAAACGACUUGGACGGUGAAAAGGGAAGAGAAAGGGUUGCAAUCCUGUUCCGAAAGCUCAUCGAUGUGACCGUUCAGGACCAUGGCCUCGCAUUUGCCUUGGAGCAGUCGGUGUGGCCGAAGAUAGUUCAAGACGAGAUUCUCCUUGAGGUCUUUAUGGACGAACUUCUCAAAUCAGCCAUGACUUACAGUGCGCAUGAGGAGUUGGAGGUGAUUUCAUCAAUCGUGGUAGGAAUCGGAACGGUAACCCUGCGAGGAAGGAUACUGUCCAGGCUUCGUAAAGCCCUGAACAGGUCAUCGCUACGGCCUACCAAAUACCUCCCAGAUAACGCCGUCUGGGCUGAGAUAUGCAUCUUGCUUCGAUUCUGCCUUGCCUUGUCAUUCGAUAAUGGCGUCCAAUCUCAACUCUUCCUACCCGAAAUAUUUCACAUUGUAACAAUGCUCGCCAAUACGGGGACCCAAGAAGUUCGUCUGCUCGUCUAUCGUUUGUUGGUCAACUCGGUCCAUGCCGUGUGCACAUCAUUCAAUCUUGAUGAUGUUCGUUCCAGCAAACUCCGUGCGAGCUUAGAUUUCCUUUGCGAUCCUCGCAGCGACAUUUUCACAACGCCCCCUACCUUUCCACGGGACGGCGCGUCAGUCUCAACCUCUCAGGAUGCUGGCCCUGCACUGACAGCUACCGAAAAUCUUGCAUCUGCCCUCUUCGAGAUCUGCUCUGUCGCCGCACCAACGAUUGACCUGGCCAAUACAUGGCGAUCAAGGUGGAUGAGCCUUGUGGCUAGCACAGCCUUUCAGAACAACCCUGCUAUUCAGCCACGCGCCUUUGCGGUCAUGGGUUGCCUGGCGCGGGAAGAGGUUGAUGAUGACUUGCUUUACCAAGUGUUGGUGGCUUUGCGCAACAGUGUCAACCGGUUCGGGGAAGAUCAUAAUAGCGAAAUGCUUGUAUCCAUUGUGACUUCGCUGUCAAAAAUGAUGGCCAAACUUCCUUCAGCAUCUAGAUACGGUCUGCAGUUAUUCUGGUUGGCCAUGUCUCUGGUACGCUUGGUCCCUGCAAAUCUUUUCAACUGCACUGCGCAGUUUCUCGAGGCAGUCCUGGCAAACAUUAGCACUGGAGAAGAGUUUCAAGGCGACAACAUGGCACCACUUCUUCUUCAAGGCAGAGCUCCCUUGGACGAGGCCGCCUUGCCUUUGGAAGAGGAAUACGGCAUCCAUUUCGAACAAGAUACUUUCCACCUAGCUGUAUGCGCAUGCCUCGCCCGUGGGCUGACAGACACCAUGACAAGACAGACUACUAUGAGGGUGUUAUCAUCGUUUUUGAAAAUGACCUCCAAAGUGGAUGGAAAGGGGAGGCCUCAGAUCGCGCAAACCUCACCGUACUUAUCUUUGCUAGUAGCGCGUGCUGUCGGGAACCAUGAGAUGAAGGAUAGCCUGUGGUCCGCUGGCAUAGAUGCAGACGAUAUCGGGUUACUCAACGGGAUACGCAAGGCACCUGAGCUGGAUGCAAUGUCUGACGAUGCGCUACUGCUGAUCACAGCCAUCGAGCUUGUUGAUUUUCAGUACGUUGAGGACAUUGUACAGGCGCGGAGCCUGGAUUGGUUGAACAUACUUGCGCAAGAGCGCCCGUCUGUAGUUGAGCACUUUUAA